AUGGAGGCACUUCAGACUUCGUACGAGGAGCUGAGCUCCAAGUACGAAGCUGAAGUAGCUCUGGUGAGGCUGGAGGCCCAAACACAGAAGGAUUAUGAAGAGGGAAUCAAAAACCUGAAAGCAGAGAAGGAAGAGAUCAUCGAAAACCUGUCAAGAAACAUCAACAUCAUGCGAAAGAGGGAGAAACAGAUCCUAAAUGAACUUGACCAGGUUUUCUAUUCAUUUGAGGAGCUGAAACGCAGAUAUGAGACGGACAUCAUCUAUUUUCAGCAGCAGAUUGAGUCGUUCCGUCAGAGGACGGAGCAAAAGGAAACCACUCUUUCUAACAGAGUCAAGAAAGGAAAACUUCUGCGGGAAAAAAACUUUUCUUCCCUGCAACAGCAAGUUGCAAAACUGCAGCAGCAAAUCACAGCGGAGAGGAAAUGUCAUCAAGAGAAGUCAGAGGAGGACCUGGCCAUUCUCCAUAACAUCAGAGCCGAGAAUGCCGUCCUCCUGGAAGAGACCAGGCAAGAGAUGAACAUCCUGCAGGAGAAGGUCAGCAGCUCCCAGGAUGACUUGCAGAAGGCUGACAGUAGGUACAAAGAGCUCCUCUGCCGGUACGAGACGGACAUCAUCCAUCUGCAGCACCAGAAUGAGUCGUACCGGCAGAGGAUAAAGCAACAGACAAUAGCCCUUUCUAACAGAGAGCAGCUACUCCAGGAAAGAACGUUUUGUGCCCUAAAACAGCAAGUUAGAAAACUGCAGCAGCAGAUCAAUCAGGAGAGAGAAAGUCAUCAACAGAAAUCCGAGGAGGACGAGGCGAUGCUCCACGCCAUCGAAGCCGAGAACGCCGUCCUCCUUGAAAAGACCAGGCAAGAGGUUAAGAUCCUGCAGGAGAAGGUCAGCAGCUCCCAGGAUGAGUUGCAAACGGCUGACGGUAGGUACAAAGAGCUCCACUGUAGAUACAAGACAGACAUCACUGAUUUGAUACAACUAACGGAGCAGUACCAACAGCAGGUGACUUGUCUGCAAAAUGACUUGGAGAGAGCCAGCCUGGAUCUGUCUGGCUCUUUCCAAGUCAUUUCUGACCUGCUGAGACAACAGAAGGAUGGUCCCCAAGAGAAGGAGUUUCCAGCCAAGAGGAUUCUUCGAGGAGGCGCUUUCUGGAGGACCUUGUUCCACGACCAAGAAUCCACGGAGGAGAUCCCUGGCGAAUCUGGCAUGGAAGAGUUGGACCAUCCACACACUGACACCAUGCAGGAGGCGAAAGCAUUAGGAGAAAAAAUGUCUCAUCGUUCACCAAGAUUCAACUUUGAACUGAUUGGACCCCACGGGAGAAGGGAAGCCCAGCAGAACCAGCAAGGCGGGUUCCCUCCUGUGCAGCCCAAUGCCUCCCACGGGGAGAUCGGAAGGCUGAGCUCCCUCCAGGAGAUGGAGAGAGCUGGAAGGUACGAAGACCACCAGCGACUGGCCCACCUGGAGGCAGAGCUGGAGCGAGAGAGAGAGAAGAGUAAGGGCCUCCAGGAAGAAAUGGAGGCACUUCAGACUUCGUACGAGGAGCUGAGCUCCAAGUACGAAGCUGAAGUAGCUCUGGUGAGGCUGGAGGCCCAAACACAGAAGGAUUAUGAAGAGGGAAUCAAAAACCUGAAAGCAGAGAAGGAAGAGAUCAUCGAAAACCUGUCAAGAAACAUCAACAUCAUGCGAAAGAGGGAGAAACAGAUCCUAAAUGAACUUGACCAGGUUUUCUAUUCAUUUGAGGAGCUGAAACGCAGAUACGAGACAGACAUAAUCUAUUUUCAGCAGCAGAUUGAGUCGUUCUCGCAGAGGAAAGAGCAAAAGGAAACCACUCUUUCUAACAGAGUCAAGAAAGGAAAACUUCUGCGGGAAAAAAACUUUUCUUCCCUGCAACAGCAAGUUGCAAAACUGCAGCAGCAAAUCACAGCGGAGAGGAAAAGUCAUCAAGAGAAGUCAGAGGAGGACCUGGCCAUUCUCCAUAACAUCAGAGCCGAGAAUGCCGUCCUCCUGGAAGAGACCAGGCAAGAGAUGAACAUCCUGCAGGAGAAGGUCAGCAGCUCCCAGGAUGACUUGCAGAAGGCUGACAGUAGGUACAAAGAGCUCCUCUGCCGGUACGAGACGGACAUCAUCCAUCUGCAGCAGCAGAAUGAGUCGUACCGGCAGAGGAUAAAGCAACAGACAAUAGCCCUUUCUAACAGAGAGCAGCUACUCCAGGAAAGAACGUUUUGUGCCCUAAAACAGCAAGUUAGAAAACUGCAGCAGCAGAUCAAUCAGGAGAGAGAAAGUCAUCAACAGAAAUCCGAGGAGGACGAGGCGAUGCUCCACGCCAUCGAAGCCGAGAACGCCGUCCUCCUUGAAAAGACCAGGCAAGAGGUUAAGAUCCUGCAGGAGAAGGUCAGCAGCUCCCAGGAUGAGUUGCAGACGGCUGACGGUAGGUACAAAGAGCUCCACUGUAGAUACAAGACAGACAUCACUGAUUUGAUACAACUAACGGAGCAGUACCAACAGCAGGUGACUUGUCUGCAAAAUGACUUGGAGAGAGCCAGCCUGGAUCUGUCUGGCUCUUUCCAAGUCAUUUCUGACCUGCUCAGACAACAGAAGGAUGGUCCCCAAGAGAAGGAGGUAAGUUCUCUAAUUCAACUCGACCUGGUCCAAGUUUCCAGCCAAGAGGAUUCUUCGGAGGAGGCGCUUUCUGGAGGACCUUGUUCCACCGACCAAGAAUCCACGGAGGAGAUCCCUGGCAAUCUGGCAUGGAAGAGUUGGACCAUCCACACACUGACACCAUGCAGGAGGGGAAGCCCAGCAGAACCAGCAAGGCGGGUUCCCCCUGUGCAGCCCAAUGCCUCCCACGGGGAGAUCGGAAGGCUGAGCUCCCUCCAGGAGAUGGAGAGAGCUGGAAGGUACGAAGACCACCAGCGACUGGCCCACCUGGAGGCAGAGCUGGAGCGAGAGAGAGAGAAGAGUAAGGGCCUCCAGGAAGAAAUGGAGGCACUUCAGACUUCGUACGAGGAGCUGAGCUCCAAGUACGAAGCUGAAGUAGCUCUGGUGAGGCUGGAGGCCCAAACACAGAAGGAUUAUGAAGAGGGAAUCAAAAACCUGAAAGCAGAGAAGGAAGAGAUCAUCGAAAACCUGUCAAGAAACAUCAACAUCAUGCGAAAGAGGGAGAAACAGAUCCUAAAUGAACUUGACCAGCAAGUUGCAAAACUGCAGCAGCAAAUCACAGCGGAGAGGAAAAGUCAUCAAGAGAAGUCAGAGGAGGACCUGGCCAUUCUCCAUAACAUCAGAGCCGAGAAUGCCGUCCUCCUGGAAGAGACCAGGCAAGAGAUGAACAUCCUGCAGGAGAAGGUCAGCAGCUCCCAGGAUGACUUGCAGAAGGCUGACAGUAGGUACAAAGAGCUCCUCUGCCGGUACGAGACGGACAUCAUCCAUCUGCAGCAGCAGAAUGAGUCCAAGUUAGAAAACUGCAGCAGCAGAUCAAUCAGGAGAGAGAAAGUCAUCAACAGAAAUCCGAGGAGGACGAUGCUCCACGCCAUCGAAGCCGAGAACGCCGUCCUCCUUGAAAAGACCAGGCAAGAGGUUAAGAUCCUGCAGGAGAAGGUCAGCAGCUCCCAGGAUGAGUUGCAGACGGCUGACGGUAGGUACAAAGAGCUCCACUGUAGAUACAAGACAGACAUCACUGAUUUGAUACAACUAACGGAGCAGUACCAACAGCAGGUGACUUGUCUGCAAAAUGACUUGGAGAGAGCCAGCCUGGAUCUGUCUGGCUCUUUCCAAGUCAUUUCUGACCUGCUGAGACAACAGAAGGAUGGUCCCCAAGAGAAGGAGGUAAGUUCUCUAAUUCAACUCGACCUGGUCCAAGUUUCCAGCCAAGAGGAUUCUUCGGAGGAGGCGCUUUCUGGAGGACCUUGUUCCACCGACCAAGAAUCCACGGAGGAGAUCCCUGGCGAAUCUGGCAUGGAAGAGUUGGACCAUCCACACACUGACACCAUGCAGGAGGGGAAGCCCAGCAGAACCAGCAAGGCGGGUUUCCCUCCUGUGCAGCCCAAUGCCUCCCACGGGGAGAUCGGAAGGCUGAGCUCCCUCCAGGAGAUGGAGAGAGCUGGAAGGUACGAAGACCACCAGCGACUGGCCCACCUGGAGGCAGAGCUGGAGCGAGAGAGAGAGAAGAGUAAGGGCCUCCAGGAAGAAAUGGAGGCACUUCAGACUUCGUACGAGGAGCUGAGCUCCAAGUACGAAGCUGAAGUAGCUCUGGUGAGGCUGGAGGCCCAAACACAGAAGGAUUAUGAAGAGGGAAUCAAAAACCUGAAAGCAGAGAAGGAAGAGAUCAUCGAAAACCUGUCAAGAAACAUCAACAUCAUGCGAAAGAGGGAGAAACAGAUCCUAAAUGAACUUGACCAGGUUUUCUAUUCAUUUGAGGAGCUGAAACGCAGAUAUGAGACGGACAUCAUCUAUUUUCAGCAGCAGAUUGAGUCGUUCCGUCAGAGGACGGAGCAAAAGGAAACCACUCUUUCUAACAGAGAGAAGAAAGGAAAACUUCUGCGGGAAAAAAACUUUUCUUCCCUGCAACAGCAAGUUGCAAAACUGCAGCAGCAAAUCACAGCGGAGAGGAAAAGUCAUCAAGAGAAGUCAGAGGAGGACCUGGCCAUUCUCCAUAACAUCAGAGCCGAGAAUGCCGUCCUCCUGGAAGAGACCAGGCAAGAGAUGAACAUCCUGCAGGAGAAGGUCAGCAGCUCCCAGGAUGACUUGCAGAAGGCUGACAGUAGGUACAAAGAGCUCCUCUGCCGGUACGAGACGGACAUCAUCCAUCUGCAGCAGCAGAAUGAGUCGUACCGGCAGAGGAUAAAGCAACAGACAAUAGCCCUUUCUAACAGAGAGCAGCUACUCCAGGAAAGAACGUUUUGUGCCCUAAAACAGCAAGUUAGAAAACUGCAGCAGCAGAUCAAUCAGGAGAGAGAAAGUCAUCAACAGAAAUCCGAGGAGGACGAGGCGAUGCUCCACGCCAUCGAAGCCGAGAACGCCGUCCUCCUUGAAAAGACCAGGCAAGAGGUUAAGAUCCUGCAGGAGAAGGUCAGCAGCUCCCAGGAUGAGUUGCAGACGGCUGACGGUAGGUACAAAGAGCUCCACUGUAGAUACAAGACAGACAUCACUGAUUUGAUACAACUAACGGAGCAGUACCAACAGCAGGUGACUUGUCUGCAAAAUGACUUGGAGAGAGCCAGCCUGGAUCUGUCUGGCUCUUUCCAAGUCAUUUCUGACCUGCUGAGACAACAGAAGGAUGGUCCCCAAGAGAAGGAGGUAAGUUCUCUAAUUCAACUCGACCUGGUCCAAGUUUCCAGCCAAGAGGAUUCUUCGGAGGAGGCGCUUUCUGGAGGACCUUGUUCCACCGACCAAGAAUCCACGGAGGAGAUCCCUGGCGAAUCUGGCAUGGAAGAGUUGGACCAUCCACACACUGACACCAUGCAGGAGGGACGCGCAUCAGGAAUCCGCCUGUCUCCAGGGUGGCUGAGAAAAGCGCUGGUCCCCACUCCCCUCUUCCCCCCACUCUCCCCCUUCCUCUCCCCCUGA
Poeciliopsis prolifica (blackstripe livebearer) is the source of this 5559-nucleotide messenger RNA. RefSeq names its product golgin subfamily A member 4-like. The transcript is spliced from 8 exons. Lineage: Eukaryota; Metazoa; Chordata; Actinopteri; Cyprinodontiformes; Poeciliidae. The record is from RefSeq and is a predicted model, not a curated record. Bases 1 to 5559 code for a protein of 1852 amino acids.